GGACGACCUCUUGGACGACCUCCACUGCCAGGGCUUUGAUUACGCUGUGUUGCACUCGCAGCCGGGCCAAACAAAAUGGCGACAACUCGAAUUCUAAACAGUGCAUCGUCCCUGCUGUGCGCCAUGCGCACAAGCCCGCGGUUGGACAUGGCAAGACGGCACGUCCACCGACCGCUCGCUGCAGACUGGUCUUCACCGCCUGCUAUCUUAUCGAACCUGGUGCCGAUAGUGAUUGAACAGACGGGCAGAGGAGAGCGGAGCUAUGACAUUUUCUCGAGAUUGCUCAGAGAACGUGUUAUCAUGUUGUACGGUCCAAUACGGGACAACGACUCUGCGCUGACCGUCGCGCAAUUGCUCUUCCUCGAGGCAGAAGAAACGUCGAAGCCAAUUCACUUGUACAUCAACUCCCCAGGUGGGAGCGUCACCGCCGGACUCGCUAUCUAUGACACAUACGUUUCCUCGCCCAUCCACACGUACUGCGUUGGUCAAGCGUGUUCGAUGGGUUCCCUCCUUCUGGCCGCGGGAGAGAGGGGCAAGCGACAUGCCCUCCCGAACUCUACCAUCAUGAUUCACCAACCUUCGGGUGGGGCUUCUGGUCAGGCUUCCGACAUCGCCAUCCACGCCAAGGAGAUUCUCCGCGUGCGAGAGCAGCUCACGCGCAUCUAUCAGAGGCACUGCAACAAGGAGGGCGAGAGUGUCGACGAAGGCGUCAAGCGCUUCGAGCUUGCAUUAGAGAGGGAUUACUUCAUGACAGCACAGGAAGCGUUCGAGUUUGGGAUCGUGGACAAGGUGCUCGAAAAGCGGCCGAAGCUGGACACCGCGAUAUAGAUACUCCACAAUCUGUACCCGUACUGACUUCGCAUCGUGGCUAUGACGAUGAGACUAACGUUCCCGUA
Rhodofomes roseus is the source of this 896-nucleotide messenger RNA. RefSeq names its product Clp protease-domain-containing protein. Gene Ontology annotation, biological process: protein quality control for misfolded or incompletely synthesized proteins. The record is from RefSeq and is a predicted model, not a curated record. Gene Ontology annotation, molecular function: serine-type endopeptidase activity; ATPase binding; ATP-dependent peptidase activity. The transcript is spliced from 7 exons. Bases 76 to 828 code for a protein of 250 amino acids. Gene Ontology annotation, cellular component: endopeptidase Clp complex. Lineage: Eukaryota; Fungi; Basidiomycota; Agaricomycetes; Polyporales; Fomitopsidaceae.